This is a messenger RNA of Exophiala bonariae, 879 nucleotides long. RefSeq lists its product as uncharacterized. Gene Ontology annotation, molecular function: methyltransferase activity. The record is from RefSeq and is a predicted model, not a curated record. Bases 1 to 879 code for a protein of 292 amino acids. NCBI's taxonomy places the organism in Eukaryota, Fungi, Ascomycota, Eurotiomycetes, Chaetothyriales, Herpotrichiellaceae. The transcript is spliced from 5 exons.
AUGGACGAAAGCCGGAUCUACGAUAAGGUCCAAGAAGCCUACAGUGCCGCCGUCAAAGGUAACGGUAGUGAUUAUGGACGCAAGAUCGCUGCGGCAUUUGGGUACAGUGAGCAAGAACUGGCAAGUAUCCCUGAUGGGGCUAAUCUUGGUCUGAGCUGUGGAAACCCAUUAGCGCUUGCAAAACUGAGAGAAGGAGAGACCGUUGUCGAUCUUGGUAGUGGAGCUGGGUUCGACGUGUUCCUUGCGGCAAAACGGGUCGGAGCCCAAGGCAAAGCUAUCGGAGUGGAUAUGAACAAGGACAUGCUUGAGCGAGCAGAAAGGAACAAGGAAAGGACACAAUCCGCCAAUGUCUCCUUCGUGGAGUCUCGAAUCACCAAAGUGGCAUUGUCCGACGCUAUUGCCAACUGCAUCAUAAGUAAUUGCGUUGUAAAUCUUGUCCCAGAAGGAGAAAAGCAGCUCGUGUUUAACGAAAUGUUCCGGCUGCUCAAGACUGGUGGGCGCGUGGCAAUCAGCGAUAUUCUGACGAAAAAGGAACUUUCACCAGAGCUGAAAGGUGACAUGGCUCUUUAUGUGGGAUGCAUUGCGGGUGCAAGCCAAGUGAAAGAGUACGAGCAGUACCUUCAUGUAGCAGGGUUUGUCGACAUUCUGAUCGUCGAUGCCCACAAUGACUUGAAUGUGUACAAGGAUAAAGGGGCACAAACUUCAACCCAAUGCUGUGGUACAGAUGCAAAGAACUCCCGCUAUGAGAAGGAGUCCUCUUGCUGCACUGGCAAGGGCGCCGAGCAAGCCGACGCUCUCGAAGCGAUUAGGAAUGACUUCGAUAACUUGGAUUUCAAUGAGUGGGCGGGAUCAUUCAAGAUCUAUGCUAUCAAAGCAUGA